Amphiprion ocellaris (clown anemonefish) is the source of this 2118-nucleotide messenger RNA. It is a transcript of the gene ndufa4l2a, whose product is annotated as NDUFA4 mitochondrial complex associated like 2a. Bases 95 to 340 code for a protein of 81 amino acids. The transcript has 4 exons. The record is from RefSeq and is a predicted model, not a curated record. Lineage: Eukaryota; Metazoa; Chordata; Actinopteri; Pomacentridae.
CAGGUUUCAGUCCUGCUUGUGCACGACUCUGCAGAGCUGCUGGUUGUUGAUAGCAAAGGCCUCAAGUUUUUGGUUUCUACUAAGUGGAGAAGUGAUGUUUCGGACGGCAGUAGAGCACGCCAAGAAGCACCCCGGGCUCAUCCCCCAGUUCUUCUUCAUCUGUCUGGGAAUGGGAGGAGCAACUUUAUACCUGAUCCGGUUGGCCAGGGGACCCCAUGUCACCUGGAACAAGACUCACAACCCAGAACCGUGGAAUAAACUGGACCCCACGUACCAGUACAAGUUUGUGGCCAUCGACACAGACUACAAAAACCUGAAGAAGGAAGGACCUGAUUUCUGAUUUUCCUUCAGAAACCUGAGUGGAAAACUCACAGAAAGUCCUGAUCUCGGGUCAGAAUCGCUCCUCCUGCCCUCUCUGCAGGCGGAUGCUGAAACGGAUCCCAGAUCAGGAUCCGUUAAAAACCCUUUUAGUGUCUGUGCCUGUGUGACGUCUUCAAAGCUGCUUCAUGUGACCGGUACUGUCAGAAAACCAUCUCUACAUCCUCACACACUUACACAGGACGGAUACAACACACACUUAAUAAACUCAUAUAAUGAGGAGAAACCUGAAUGUCUUAUUUUGAAAGUUUAUUGCUUUUAGUUGAAUCCAAACUCCAGAGUCUGAUUCAGGAAUCUGUUAGAAUGACAAAAACCACAUUCAAACACCCCAAAGUUUAUGAGCAUGCAUCCAGAAGUGGUGCAGCAUUUAUGUAAAGUAGACAUGUUUGGUAGCUAAGCAGAUAAAAUGUGCACUUGAAACAGAACUCAAAGUUAUAGUCUUCUGCAGCGGAAAGCAUUUUACCCAUAAAUUCUGCACGUGAUGAGACCAGCUUUCCAUAAAAUGAUGCUGUCCUGCUGUGCUGCACACUGGAAAAAAUGCUCCUCUCAAAACAAAAAAAAAAAAAAAAAUUUCAAGAAACUUUUACCGUGAAAAAUCUGCCCAUAGAACAAGUGAAAAAUGGCUAGUAAUGGCUAGGUAAGAUUUCUAGAAAUAAGAUAUAUUUAGAAUCUUGAGAUCUUAAAAUUAGCUGGAAAACUUAUUUUAAACUAUAUUUUACCAGGAUUGUCAAGCUUAGGUGUCUUAAAAUAAGCCAGACAUGCUAAAAAAAUAGCAGUUUUUCACUCAAAAAUAGAUUUUUGCUUUCAUGUAACCUCCUAAUUUGAGAUGAAUUAAACCUCCUGCUGUCUUCAUUUACAGGCACCAAAAAAUAUUGUUUCCUUGUCUGAAAAAAAUCCCCAAAUUUCUGAAAAUUUGCAAAACCUUCAGGAAGAAAGUGCCAAUAAUUCCUUAAAAGUUUCCCUUAAAAGUUUGAUUUUUUAAAAAAUCCCUAAAUUUGCCAAGAAAAUUCUUGUAAAUAUUUUUAAAAAAUGAGUAAAAAUCUUCCAAAAAAAAAAAAAUCUUAAAAAUAUCUAAAGUGAUUCCAUAUAUAUCAGUAAAACUUCUAAUAUUUUCUUUAAGAACAUUCACAUAAAAAUCAACCAAAAUCCAGCGAAUUUCACUGGAUUUUGGUUGAUUUUUUUGUGAAUGUUCUUAAGAAACAUUUUUAACAUUUGGUUUUUUCCACCAAAAACUGUUCAAAGAUUUCCCAAAAAUGUUGAAAAUGUGGACAUCAGAAGUUUCACUGUGAAAAUUUAUAUUCUUUCCACAUUUUCAAACUUUAAAACGGGUUAAUUUUGACCUGCAGGACGACACAAGGGUUAAAGUUAUUUUGAGUUUUCUUGUAAAAUUCAACUUAAAACAAGAUAAUUUCCAGAUUGUUUGACUUAACAAGAUAUUUAAGAUGCAUCGUCUUAAAACAAGUCCCUCCAUCUGCUGAAAUGUCUCUUGUUAAAUGAAUUUAUCUUAAAUCAAGUGGGAUGAGACAUUUUGACUAAAAAUAAGACAAAUAGACUCGGUAAGAUUUAGAGUUUUUGCAGCGCAUCGUAUUAAAGGUCAACCAGACUGCUUUUAUUCCUUUAUAACUGUCACAUGAUUGUGGGUUUAGCAGCCACUAAACUCAGCAGUGACUGUGGAAGUUAUGAAAAAUGCAGAGAGGCAUGAACUAGUCUUGAUUCCUUUAAUAAACGGAUUGUGUCUGA